Molecule: messenger RNA, 4297 nt
Organism: Venturia canescens
Lineage: Eukaryota; Metazoa; Arthropoda; Insecta; Hymenoptera; Ichneumonidae
Exons: 2
Coding region: 461-2191 (576 amino acids)
Biological process (GO): regulation of transcription by RNA polymerase II
Cellular component (GO): nucleus
Molecular function (GO): DNA-binding transcription factor activity, RNA polymerase II-specific; RNA polymerase II cis-regulatory region sequence-specific DNA binding
Source: RefSeq, a predicted model, not a curated record
AUCAAUCGCAUCGUAGUACUAUAUUUUGGCGGUUGAAUCAGUGGCACGCGGUACAACGAACGUCCAAGAAGUUCGCGCGCGCGUUUUUUUUUCCCGGUGGCGGCAACCACGUUAAAACUAUAAAAAUCAUUAUGACGAUCUUUUCAAAAUAAUUUGUCUUUUGUGCAUAAACUCCCAUCGUAAUAUGCUGCUUCGCUGAGGGAGCGCGCGCGUUCGAGAAAAACAUAGAAAGAAAGAGAGAGAGAGAAAGACGGACAGAAAGUGUGAGGGAGAGAGAGAGAGGGCGAAAAAAAUAGAUCGCAUCAAGGGUCGAAAAUUGGGGAAAAGUGAAUGAAAAAAGUGUUGUGAAAAAGAAUUUUCCCGGUUAAAAUACCGAAAUUUCAAAAUAAAACAAGACUUGUGAGAAAAAACAAUAUUUCUUGUGAUUUUUCUUUUGUUUCUUUGAUAUUUUGCUCAAAGCAUGGAGUUGCAUACGCCGAAGCGCGAGUCUCGUCCCUUGUCGGACUCUAUGAUGCCUCGUAGUCCACCAAUGUGCGACACAAUGUUGUAUCCUUGGAAUUGGGGCGAAGAAGCGAGAAACGUUAAUCUCAGUCCUGGCAGUUCUUGUUCCUCGCCGGAAUAUCGCGAUAACGGACAAGCGGGAAAUAGUUGUAAUGGUACUACACAACGUUCCGGUGGUUCCGAGAGCCAUCGUCGUGGUCGACCACGCGCCGACGCUCUAACCAACCUCAUGAUGCAGGGUAGCACAUCCCCAAGCAGCAUCAAAUGUACAUACUGCAAUCGAGUUUUCCCGAGAGAAAAAAGCCUCCAGGCCCACUUGCGUACGCAUACUGGUGAACGGCCGUACCCGUGCGAUUAUCCAGGAUGUACGAAGGCGUUUACGCAAUCGGGCCAGUUGAAGACUCACCAGCGUUUGCACACGGGAGAAAAACCGUUUUUGUGUACCGAGCCGGGCUGCGAGAUGAGAUUUACGCACGCGAAUCGCCACUGUCCGGAUCAUCCUUACGCGACGUUGACGCGCUCGGACGAUUUCGUAUUGAAGCCGGUCACGGGGAACACGGAGUUGCCACACGAUGUGACGCGUUGGCUGGAGCGCUACAAGUUGGCGCGAGAGCGAGAGGAUCGUACGCCAACGGGGAAAAACGAGAGAAAGAAAAAGACGUGGAAGAGCUCGUCGGAGAAUCAUCACAAGAGAAUAAAGUCGCGGAAGGGUUUGAUGAUGGAUUCGGCGAUAGAGCAAGAGAAUCGUGACUGCAAAUCGCCGAUACAGCAGCGUUUGUACUGCAGCGAGAGUCAAGACAGCCAGGACGACAGUCAAGACGAGGAUCCGAGCGAGGCGUGCACUAUUUUACAGACUUCCGAGGACGAGGAAACGACGAGCGUGGUCAAAAUGCCAAAUACACCGGUUCGGAGACCGCUCGAUAGAUUGCAGCCGAAAAAACGGUGGCUUCGGGAGGCCUGUCUCGAGCAACAAUUGGCCAAACCUCUGAGAUGGGACAUUCGUGCAAAUUGUAACAAUCCUCCGGAGAACGAGCAAACGAACGGUCUCAUCGAAGCCCGGAUCAACGACGAGAUACCUCAAUCCGAGAACGAGCAAAGUUACCUGACGAAUCGUUUGUCCUGGGACCUUGUGCCGAACGAACUCGCUGCCAAUAGCUACGAGGCAAAUCGCAGCGAGCAAUUUCUCUUCGAAACGAAUCCACUCCCUCAGCAGGUCCAUUGGAACACGAGUGACAUAAACGUCGCAAUGUCCCCGAGAGAACGUAAUCAAAGUUGCGUUCUCACCUCCAAAGAUGCGCAGGAAGAAAACCGUUGGGAUCCUCCAGCCGCUACGAUCUUCGAUAACCGCGCGGACGGAAGCGCUCUCGAGAAGAUUCCAAGACCCCCCAUUAUCGACAAUGAAACCCGACCUACGGUUCUCAUUCUCGCUGGAAACUCCAGUUCCAAUCUCAAUAAAGAGCCGCCGAAAGUCAAUCGCCCCAACACGUCGACCGACCACGCGAACAAGGUUAAAGUCGUCGUCGUCAAGCAAGAAGAUAACUUGAUCAACUUGCCAAUCCUCGAGGAUAAUCAGAAAUGGCUCGGUGCAUUGGCCCUCAUGGAACUCGCUAAAACUCAGGAAGAAGCCGCCGCGAGAGCUCGACAAGUUGCCAAAAAUCUCCAACAAACUAUCGAUUAUACUCAGCCGUAGACUGUGAUUCAUUUUCCUUCUCGUUUAUUUUUUAUCAGAUAGAUCCCCUCGUUCUAUUGACACAAACUUGUAUUUUUUUUUUUUUCUUCAGAGAACUAAUGAUGAAACGCGUUGAUUAAGCUUUCGACACAAAAGAGAAAAAGCUUGAAAAUUUCUUCUUUGAAACGGUUUCGAAGUUCUCGUCCGUUCAACACACCGAAAAUCCUUCCUCGUUAUUCAUUUUUCGACAUUUCAUUUCAUUUAAACACCAAAAGCAAAGCCAGGCAAAGUGAGCUUCUAUUGCACUGUAAUAAUCCCCCUCUUAACAUCAUUUUUAAUUGUUACAAACCAUUGAUCCGAUUACUGAUCUCGAAUUCGUUGAAAUAACGAAGUUCUGUCUCGAAUGUUUCAGAUGGCGAAUGCGUUUUUUAAAUGUAUAAAUCGUUACUUGUUUAUCCUUCUCCGUUUUUUUUUUUUUUUUUUUUUUUUUUUCAUAAUACGUAAAAUUGAAAAUGAAGAUUUUCAAGAUUGAGCCAUAAUGACAAUCUUCAGUGAUAAUUGAUAAAUGUUAAUCGCGUUAUCUAUCUUGAAUAUUUUUCCACUUUGCGAGCAAAAAAGCUUCACUCGCACUUAAUUACUUUUUUUUUUCUUUUAAAUCUAUGGACGAGUCAACGAUUCGUCAGUUUUUUUUUCCAUAAACCAAUUUCUUAUCCGUUUAAGCGUUUUGGCACUUGGGAACGCUCCAUUAUUUUCUCCUAUUCUUUUCUCCUCCCCGCAAAACAGGGUUCUGCAUUUUAAAUUGGUGCACUUUGUACAAACGAGAAAAGAUUAUUUAACGUGAAUGUUGAUUUGUUAUUCUCAACUAAGCGAGUUUCGUCGCUACUCGAUUUCCUUAUUUUUAAAACAAAAAAGCUUUCUCGGCUAUUACCAAAUAUCUAUUGGACGAAAUUAUCAUUGCGAAAGGAAAAAGCAAAUGAAAAAAAAAAAAAAAAAAAAAAAAAAAAAAAAACGAGAAUUGCUCGAAAUGCUAAUCAGAGCCACGUCUUCGAUACGAGCGAAAUUUUGUAAUGGUAACGUUCACAAAAUCAGUCGAGAGUAUCCAAAAAUUAAAAAAAUUGACGAAUCUUUGUGCGCAUUCGUGACAGAAUGAUAUAAAAAAUGGCAACUUUGGUACAGUCGUUGGAUGAACUCUGUUAAUGCGCACGGUCGAUCGAACUCUGUUAUGAAAUUUCGCUCGUCGUUUGAGUGCUUCUUCAAUUCGAACAUGAUUUUUGUCGGUAUUGAAUGUAUGAGAACAGAAUUGGAGAGUUUCUCGUGACGUAAUAGAUUUGGUAACUUUGAAAUUCUUUAUUUUUCUUGUAUUAUCGAGCAGAGCUUGAUAAAGUGAUAUUUCAUAUAAGAAAAAACAUUUUGUAACUUCUACAAAGAUGUUAAAAAUUGAAUAUAAGAUUAAAUGCAGGUUGGAACGAGUCGCUGAGGAACAAUGGAGAGGAAAUUGGGCAAAAUUGCUGUUAGACUUGUAAUUAUUAUUUUUUUUAUAUCAAGUGCCAUUUUAUCAAACUCUGAAUUUGUAUUUUUUGAGGUACUUAAAGAUUUGCUGUCUGUAUAAUUUGAGAUACUUCAUGACGAAGCAUUUUCACUCAGCACAUCGUUCGCUCGAGUAUUAAGAGUUCAAAUAAAAGCUGUACAUUCAUCAGACGUUAGAAUUGCCAAUUCAUAGAAAAUGAGACUAAUUUGAAUAUGAAAAUGAAGGCAAAAAAAGAUGACAAAACUGAUGAAUUUCUUUGACAAGCCACAUCCCAAGCCUGUUAUCAAACGAGAUCGAGCAUUGAUAUUUCCUGGCGAUAUGAGAGAACGCGUGCUGCUGGCUCAUCUCGUCGUCUUGAGUUACUCAUGUGUUUCGUCGAGUUAUUUAUUACUGAUAGUUGACUAUGUUUUGUUUUUCUUUUUUACAUCUCGAGAUGCGCGAAAAACCUUGUGUGAUAUUUAGUAUAAUAAAACUGAAAAAAGGAGAGUAACGAAUGAUGAGAGAGAGUUAACCGUGAUUUGUCGAGUUGAGACGAAAGUGUUUAAAUUUGAUAUUGUGAAGUAUUUCUUUGAAACAAAUAUUAAAUACUAUUUAUACAA